CCAGGGCCAGUCUCUGGAGGGGAAUAAGUGUGAGCAGAGCAGACAGAGCAGGUGGAAGGCAGCCUGCUCAGCUGGCCCUGCUAUCCCCAGCCCAUUGCUUGCAACAGCCUCCAGCCCGGGACGUGUCCCCAUGCAGCCCUUGAUGCUGGGUUAGAUGCUUUGUUUCCAGCCUGGACCUCGGAGUUGGAUGUUCUCCAUCACACCUCCUGGAGACCUGGUGCACACUGCCCCCAGCCGGGAUGGACGCUCAGCCUGAGCCCCUGACCUCUGAACCUGGGUCCCACGCAGGCCCUCGGUGUCUCAGCCGUGGGUCUGGGUUCAUUCAGUUUGGGCUGCUUACCUGGGGCUUUGGUGUGUCGGCUUGCUGCUUGUCCUCUGCUAUCUGGAAAAGCAAGUCUCCCUGGUCCCUGCCUCCCUUCUCAGGCUUCCCCAUCCCCAGAGGCGAUUGUCUCCCUCAGAUGAGGUGUCUGGCUCUCUUAAGAAUCUCGCUGUCGCUUUCUGAUCCCCUCCCAUCGCAUUCCAGGGCCAUAUCAUAGCUGGGCCUCACCCUCCUCUCGCCCCCCCCUCGGAGAGGGACGGGCACAGAGUGGGACUGUGGACCGGAGGGAGAAGUUGGCAGCUGAACUACUGGCAGUAGUGCAUGAAGCUGGGAGCCAUGCGGUGCCAUCUCGUCCGCAGCCUCUCAGGCGUCGCUCUCCUCCUUAUCAGCCUGGUUCUCCUGUCUGUGAGGCAUCAUGGUGUUCGGGACAGAGCCCAGUACGAAGGGCUCAGCGAGAGGGCAUCAGUGAGCCCAGCUAAAGCAUCCCCAGAGCAUAGAAGAGAAGCCAGCAGCAGCAGGCAGGGGCAGAAAGAGUCACAGGCCCCUUUGAAUGGGAGCUCUGGUGCCUCGAGAGGUCUGGAGCUUGAAGAGGUUUUCAUUGCUGUGAAGACAACCAAGAAGUUCCACCAGAGCAGGAUGGAGCUGCUCCUGGACACUUGGAUAUCCCGGGCAAGAGAGCAGACAUAUGUCUUUACUGAUGAAGAGGAUGAAGCACUGCAGAAGAGAAUGGGUGACCAUGCAGUAUUCACCAACUGCUCUGCAGAGCAUAGCCACCCAGCACUAUCCUGCAAGAUGGCUGCUGAGUUUGAUGCAUUCUUGGCCAGUGGCCAGAGCUGGUUUUGCCACCUGGAUGAUGAUAAUUACCUCAACCCACAUGCCCUGUUGAAGCUCCUAUCCUCUUACUCUCCAGCAUGGGAUGUUUACAUUGGGAAGCCCAGCCUGAACCGGCCCAUCCAGGCUUCUGAAAUGCUACCCAACAACCAGACGAAAUCUGUAUGUUUCUGGUUUGCUACGGGAGGGGCUGGAUUCUGCAUCAGCCGCAAGCUGGCAACCAAGAUGGCACCUUGGGCCAGUGGGCAUAACUUCGUGAGCACCUCAGAGCUCAUCCGCCUGCCUGAUGACUGCACUGUGGGCUACAUUGUGGAGUGCAAGUUGGGUGGGCAUCUGCUCCCCAAUGCACUCUUCCACUCCCACCUGGAGAACCUGCAACUGAUCUCCAGGCCCCAGCUCCAGGAGCAGGUCACCCUCAGCUAUGGUGUCUUUGAGAGCAAGCUCAAUGUUAUUGAGCUGAGUGGCCCCUUCUCCCAGGAGGAAGACCCCUCCAGGUUCCGAUCUCUUCACUGCCUUCUCUACCCUGACACUUCUUGGUGCCCACAGCCGAUUUUUCCGGUGAUGGCCGACCUCCUGGACUCAGAGUCACGAUGAGGCUGGCGACCCUCCGUUUGCUCUGCGUGAGCAAGAAUACAGUGGCCUGUUGUGUCACUUUUCCAAUUGAGCUGAUUCUUCCAGCCAUUAUCCACCUUCUGAAGAAGCGGAGAGCUCUCAAGCCCUGCUGUCUGUCACAUACAACACAUUCUUUGAUCUGGAAACUCCUCUCUGACCAGGAACAAGGACUUGCUGAUAAACAUUAUAUGCUCAUUGAGAGAGGCAAUUGUUAUCUCACACAGCUACAUGAGCCUAGUAACCAUGGGAUUCAAAACACUUGAAAGUGAAGCAACCCACACUUCUGGAAUAAGUGUGUGUGUGUGUGUGUGUGUGAGGUUAAGAAGAAGAUUGAAGUCUCCAGUCAAUGCAAUUGAAAUUAUUUGGUUUUCCAGAUAACCAGGACAUGAAAAAGAUUCUGACCGGAAGUGUCACAGAUUCCCAGAAGUUUAGGGCUGGAAGGGACCUCAUGAGAUCAGGUCCAGCCCCCUGCUCUGGGCAGGAAAGACUGCUGGGGUCAAAUAACCCCAGCAAGGUGUCUUCUGAGAGAAGAGAGGUGUUUACAAUUCUUUUUUAUUAACCAUUCAAGAUCUUGCUUUUCUUGUGUAUUGAGUAAUCAGAUUAAAAAAGGCAAUCCUAUUUGUCUUUGCUCCUGCCAUCCCUUUUUCAAUCAAAACAUAUCAUAGAGUGUGUGUGGGGGAAGCAGCACAACACUUUGUUUCUUGGGCAGGCAAAAUGCAAAAAAUGGAGGCUGGUGUAGGGUCAGAUCCAUGGGUAAAGUGGUACUGUUCUGUUUAUACCAACCGUGAAUCCAGCCUCAACCUUUUCAAACUUGUGGAACAUUUCCUAGCUGUACUUGCAAGUGCUGCUACUGUGGAGAGUGCUUGCUCUUGUGAAAAAGCCUAUGAACUGAUUAAAAGAGGGGAUGAGGGGUUGAGAAACUGGGGUUGCAUUAAAAUUAGAGAAGAGCCUGUUGCAACUGCUACACUACAGUAGGAGAAAGGGAAGAUCUUCUCAAAAGCAGACCAAAGGAUCUGGGAGUACUCCUGUAAGAACAGAAAGACAGCUUAAGGGGCCAUUCUCAACUUGAAAUCUGAUCAGUGUUAAAAACAUGGGGUAAAAUUAGUUUCAGGAGCUGUGUCUGCCCUUCAGGCCACUUGUCAGAUGUGGUGGCUUUGCAAUCUCAUUUUCUUAGUUUAUUAAAAUGGAGAGCUGCUUGGGGAAAACUGGCAGGGAGAAAACAGCCAACAUGAAAGUUUACAAGGGGAAUUUUUCCUCACUGCUCUUUAUUGAAAUAGUUCACACUGUGAAAUGGUUCAACAAGCUCUAUUAAAAUGUUUUUUCCCCUUCCUGGUAUUGUGAGAACAGCCCUUGUCACAGAAAUGAAACACUGGAGGGUUCAUGUGCUUAUUUUGAUGCAAUAAAUGGGCCCUGAGUCAAAGGUGUUAAUGUGACCCUAUCACUGUACAACAUUAAACAGUUAACCAUGGUUCAGUGUUUCGAGUACAGAGACGGCGGCCUGCUUAUUACCAUGGCAACAAGCAUCAUUAAAAUCUUUUAAACCUGGUAUUAAAGAUACAGAGAAAGAAGGAAAAACCCAGUGAAAGCAUCUGGAAUGUAUUCAGCAAGGCUUUCACUGGGACAAUAUCCCUUACUCAACCUCUUAGCCACAAAGAGUUCUUGUAAGGAAAAACUCCAUUUGACCAUCUUUCAGAUGGUAUAAAAAUUGAUAGUAGGUGUCCUUUUUGGGGAAAGGGAGAAAGAGCAGUUAGUUGAAAUAAUCUAAACUUGCUGCUGAUCUGCUUCCUUGAAGACAAGUGCACAAAAGGGGAGACAGGAAUAGCAGAGAGCAAAUGCUUGUGGCUCUGGUGGUGACUGUUCCUUGUAGUCUCGCUGCUGGAGAAACAGAGGUAGCAUGCAGUCUUAAAGUUAUCAGCCACUCAAAGUGCUGGCAAACUUCUACCAGACUGUUUAAGGCAUUGUUUUUAGGUCCCUCACUGGUGCACGGCUUGUAGCAAUGUUGCAAAAGAUGCCACCCCUGGUUGCUCAGACACAGGCUUGUUAAGUAGAAGCCAAAAGGAGAGAGAGGAAAGAGAAGUAGGUGAUGGGGAAGGAAAAGAGCACCAAAGUGGGGAUAACAGGAGGAACACAAUCUCACUGUCCAGGUGAUGGUCAGGAUUCAGUCAAAGCUGUAGACAUGGUGCUGUCUGCUGGUCCCCUGUCUCCAACCUGGAUGCCUUUCAGGUCAGGAAAUGAAGUCCCCAUGACAUCACAGUUGAAUCUUGGCUCUCAGGAACUGGAGGGGUCACUGGCCAUAAUGACUAAGCUCAUUCCCUUCAAUCCUGUUGCAUCCCAGCCCAACUGAUCCUUCUCUGUCCUUUAGUUAAUCACCUCAGGUGGGUGAUAGGAGGAAUAGGUCCUCCCUUCAUUAUUAGGUUAAUUAAUUAGACCUCAUUUUGAACAUCCCAAUUUUGGCCCUUCAGUUUCUAGUUCCAUUUUCCUGUUGAACACACCUGUUCUUUGGACUUUAUGGGUACAUCUACACAAGACGCUUUACUGUGUAUUAGACUAAGCUAAUGCACAGUAAAGCAUCACUGUCUGCAUGUGUAGGGCAAUUACUGCACAUUAGAUUAGGCUAGUGUGCCAUUUGCUAGU
Molecule: messenger RNA, 4396 nt
Organism: Gavialis gangeticus (Gharial)
Lineage: Eukaryota; Metazoa; Chordata; Crocodylia; Gavialidae
Gene: MFNG
Product: MFNG O-fucosylpeptide 3-beta-N-acetylglucosaminyltransferase
Exons: 9
Coding region: 641-1744 (367 amino acids)
Biological process (GO): regulation of Notch signaling pathway; pattern specification process
Cellular component (GO): Golgi membrane
Molecular function (GO): O-fucosylpeptide 3-beta-N-acetylglucosaminyltransferase activity
Source: RefSeq, a predicted model, not a curated record